UUUAGAUGCUCAGUUUCGCUGCAUUUCGAAGAUAUGGCGCGCGAACUUGGCAGCGCCCAGCCAGGGACGCUUGAUGGCGCCAGCGGCGCGGGUAUAAGAGCCGCGUCCGUGAAGCGGCACACUUCAGUAGUGUGGGUGAUCGUAGCGGGAGGAGUGUGGCUCCGCGCGCGGCCGCACCGCGAAACCGUGCCCACUCGCCUCGAUCACGGAACGUCCACUCGUUUUCACGUCUCGUGCGAAAACAUGGCGGCCAGCGACGACGAGCCGAUGCAUCUCUACGAGGUUUUUCAGAACUGUUUCAACAAGAUCGCCAACAAGUCUGAAAAGCCCUUUCAGACGUCGUAUGGUCCCACGAUAGACAACGGAAUGGCGUAUAGCAGUGGUGCAUUCGGUCCUGUAGGUACCGUCAGUACACCCACCCCCGUCGUGAAUCCGACUACCCCCGCUGGUACCAACGGCACACGGUUACCUAAUCCCACUGGCGGUGCCGCAACCGUGAAAAGGAAGAAGGAUAACCUCGACGGAACGGAAGGAGAAGUAGUGGCGACGCAGCAUUGGUAUGGCUCGGAUGAAUUCGGACAGGACUCGCCGAGAUACACGUCGCCGAAGGGUGCCCUUUACGCGGAUUCCUAUUACAUCGAUGGUAAUACUACAGGAACCGGUCCCGGCGACCCGUGGACGGGUAGCGGCGGUGGUGUCCAGCCCCCAUACAGUGGAUAUGCACCCUCUCACCUGGCGCAGCCAGCCUAUCCCAUGCACCUACCCCACGACCCCAUGGCAUACUCAGCGAUGUCGCCGAAUGGUGAAUCUGCAGCGCCGAUCCUGGGCUCGGCGGUGACCAGUGCGGCUUCCCUGCCGCCAAUGUCGACAUUCCGGGGUAGUGCCGCGGUCGCGGCGAACAGCGGCACAGGGGCGCCGUCGCCGGCAUCGUUGCAAUAUAGCCAUAGUCCUGGUGCACCGACGACCGCGCCUUCCGCGUCCAACACUGCGCCCACGACGAACCAGCAAUCCACCACGGACGACACCCUCGGCAAGACCCUCGCAUCCGUCGUGAGCACUCGAAUUUAUCCCACGGACCAAUCAGUAUCCAGUUAUAGCAGUAAUCCAUCUACACCCGUCAGUUCGCCACCACCUUUAACCGGUUCGGCACCAGGUUGGGCACCUGGAGCCGCGCCAGUAUCUCCGCAUUUUACGGCGGAUCCCAAUCGUGGUAUUCACAUGCCGGCGCCUGAACAGCAGAGGCUAGACGAUGCCAUCGGCUUCCUUCGCGACCACGCCGAGUUGGUACAGGGAGCACGAAUGGAGGAGCGGUUAGACGAUGCCAUAAACGUAUUGAGGAAUCACGCCGAAAGUCAAGUAGCCCUUCAUCUUGGCCCAGUUGGUCCACACGGCGGGAUAUACUCGCAUACCUCACCACCGCAGCUAGAACAUUUGGCGAGUCCACAUCCUGCGGUAACGGUGACGCAACCUCAGGGUUCCUAUCCCGGUCUUACGCCUACGCCUGACACAGAUGGUUCCAUCAAGAUCGAAAGGUUACCUGUGACGAAUGCCAAAUACAUCCCCUUAGAAAAAAGGAAAGAUCCGCCCGAUAGUAGCGGCGGCGAAACGAAACCAUCAAGCAGUGAACUCGCAGCGGCCGGUGUAAUCGGGGCUGCUACAGUUAACUCGACGUCGCAAGGAAAAGGAACGAAGAGAUCGCGUAGAUAUUCGAGCGCCGAUGAAGACUGCGACGAUCCUGGCACCAAAGCGGUGCGCGAGAAAGAACGUCGCCAGGCCAACAACGUGCGUGAAAGUUCGAGCGCUGAGGACGAGGAUGAUGAUCCCGACAUGAAGGCACAAAGGGAGAAAGAGAGGCGGCAAGCAAAUAAUGCUAGGGAAAGGAUACGUAUCAGGGAUAUCAAUGAGGCUCUAAAGGAACUUGGCAGAAUGUGUAUGACACACCUAAAGACGGACAAACCUCAAACGAAGCUCGGUAUUCUCAACAUGGCUGUUGAAGUUAUAAUGACACUCGAACAACAAGUCAGAGAACGGAAUCUUAAUCCGAAGGCUGCGUGUUUAAAAAGAAGAGAAGAGGAGAAAGCCGAGGAUGGUCCGAAGUUACCAGGUCAUCUUGCAGCGCACAUAGCACAUCCGCAUUCUCAUCCACACGCGCACUCCCAACCGCCCUUUCCCGCAUUACCUGGUCCACAACCUUCCCUUCAGCACAAUCCACCACAGCCGCAGUAGCAGCGGCUCAGUGGCGGUAUCAUUCUGUGUUAAGGGGUAGAUACAUCUUAAAAUCAAUAAAAAAAAACAAGUUUAUGAACAUGAC
Acromyrmex echinatior (Panamanian leafcutter ant) is the source of this 2311-nucleotide messenger RNA. It is a transcript of the gene da, whose product is annotated as transcription factor daughterless. The record is from RefSeq and is a predicted model, not a curated record. Lineage: Eukaryota; Metazoa; Arthropoda; Insecta; Hymenoptera; Formicidae. Gene Ontology annotation, molecular function: protein dimerization activity; DNA-binding transcription factor activity, RNA polymerase II-specific; RNA polymerase II cis-regulatory region sequence-specific DNA binding. Gene Ontology annotation, biological process: regulation of transcription by RNA polymerase II. Gene Ontology annotation, cellular component: chromatin; transcription regulator complex.